UUGUAAAAAAAAAAUGUAUUCAGGAAGGAGAGGAGUUGGUUGUUCAUUUUGAUUUUACCAUUAUUUUUCACGCUAAGAUCUCAUUAUGAAAUACCUCCAUCAAUUUUGUAAAUAGCUCAGGAAAGGAAGUGUUAAUUUAUUAUUUUUACAUCAAUUUUGUAAAUAUGGAGGCAAACAUAUCUUUUUUCAGUCUUCCAUUUGUGGACUCCAAGUCUCAAGGUGGUUACGAGGAAGUGUUAGCUAAGUUUUUGUCAGGAGAAGAGCCACUUGAAGAGCCUGACUUGAAUGGGCCUACGACACUCCAUUGCGAAAUAUGUCACAAACAAUUCGAUAAUGCCAAGAAAUAUUACGGACAUUUACGCGUUCAUUCUAAGGAUUGCCUUUGGACGUGUGAAAAAUGCCCAGACCUAAGGUUUUCUACUAAACAACACCUCAUGAAGCACAGCCUGACACACAAACCGUUGGAACGUGUGUGGCGCUGUCCACAAUGUUCCAUGGCCUUCGAGUCUUUGUGGCGACUGCAGCAACAUCUAUUUUCAAAGCAUCUAGAGUACCGACCUCACAAAUGUGGACAGUGUGAGAAAUCAUUUCAUAAACUAUCAGAUCUUAAAAAACAUAAAAGUGUUCAUGACGGUGAUAGAAAACAUCCGUGCACUGAAUGUGAAAUGAAAUUCAAGGAUAAAUCAAAUUUAAAGAGACACAUGCUGAAACAUAAUGGUGAAAAACCUUUUUGUUGUUCUGGCUGUGGCACCAGAUUUCAACAGAUCGCUUCUAUGAAGCGUCACGCCAAGAAAUGUUCCUAUGCUCAAGCAAAUGGAGAUAAUUUGGAAAGCAAUAUAAAAAAGAAUCAUUGUCAGCAGUGUGGCAUGACUUUCCAGUAUAAAAGUGUUCUAUUAGAACAUUGUGCAAGAGUACACUCUAAUGCACCCAUUGAUCCCAAAGAAUCAAAGCCGGACCUACAAACUACUUUAGUAGACACAAAUAGAACUGAAGACAAUAUUGUAGAUGACAUCCUAUCUGCUGAAGAUGACUACAUGACCAUGACCACACAAAAUGACCUGCUGAGUGCCUACAACACUCAGAAUGAGGCCAACAUUAAUGCAGAUAAUCUUAUGCAAAUUGAAUUUCUAAAAGACAUUAAUCACCUACACAGUCUUGAUGAUGAACUGUUUUACAAUGAUAUUGAUUUCGAAAGUUUCCAAACAAGCCAAGUUUUUAACUUGAACACCAAUGAUAUGGAUUACAGUAAUAUAAAUAACAAUCAUGAUCGGAAUGCCGAAAUAUUAUUUGAUUUAGGAGAGCCUGGUAGAGGCUUAGACCAGGACAUAAUGAAUGACUUGUAUCAUCAUCACAAUAAACCUGAACAUUUGCCAGAUGACUUGUUAAACGUACCUGAAGUGCAAGGCAUCCUUGUGGACAAACCAAAUGAUCUAGUGCCAAACUCGACGUUGUCUGUGAAUGAGUGUUCGACGAUUUUUGAGAGUGAUGUAGAUUUGGAGGCGAGUGCUAACCUUGCGGCAAACUUAAACCAAUUGAUUGGCGAAAACAAUGUGCAGUACAUCUCAACUGAAGAUGAUGACACUUUCAUAAUUAGUUUAAAGAGUGAAAUUGAUGCAGAACAGCUUACUGAUAUGCUGAACAUAGGAAUGGAGUUUGGGAACAAUGUAGCUGUAGAUGAGCAUAUAACUGAUAACACGUCAGAUGUAGAAAAUCAUGAUGAUGCUGUAAAUAACAUUGAGCCGAUUGUUGUGAAAAUACAGCAGCCUAAAAUCUGCAUAGACUCUGGAGUGAUAAUCUACGAAGGAAGUGACAAAGCCAAAGAAAAACAGGAAAAGCGGGUUAAGAUCAAAGUGAAAAAGAAUCUACUUUUCGUAUGCCGGAAAUGCAAUAAGGUGUUCAAUAAAAAGGAUAACUUUAGAUCUCACAUAGCGACUCACGAGCCGUCCCUACGCCAGCACAAGUGUGGUGUGUGCGGCGCGGCGUUCUCGUACCGCUCCACGCUGAACAAGCACGCCGCGCGCCGCCACGAGCCGCGCGUGUGGCCGGCGCACGACUGCCGCUACUGUGGACGCACCUACACCGCGCAAUGGAAGCUGAAGUCUCACAUAGAACGCAUCCACAAGGGUUUGACGCCGUACGCGUGCGAAGAGAAAAAGUGCGGGAAGAAGUUCCACAAGAAAUCCGACUUGGAGAGGCAUAAGAGGUAUCACAGCGGGGAGCGGCCAUAUUCGUGCGACAUCUGCAAGAAGACCUUCAAUCAGAUCUCGCACAUGAAGCGACACGAGAGGUCCGCCGACUGCGUCAAAAGGUACGAACUACUUUUUUUUCUUUUUUUUUUNUUCGAUGUACGGCUUGUGUAA
Ostrinia furnacalis (Asian corn borer) is the source of this 2360-nucleotide messenger RNA. Its product is annotated as zinc finger protein 845. The transcript has 10 exons. The record is from RefSeq and is a predicted model, not a curated record. Bases 165 to 2360 code for a protein of 731 amino acids. Lineage: Eukaryota; Metazoa; Arthropoda; Insecta; Lepidoptera; Crambidae.